CAAAUGUUGAAUAACCUUUGUGUGACCGGAAUAACUUUCGUCGUCGAAAUAUUAAUCCGGGUUUUCUGCGGUUUGAUCAUCAAUUUGAAUCGAUUUGGGAUUAGCAGAGUCUAGUACCAUUGUGGACACUCGCGUGGAUAAUCGGUAAGAACUCGUGGUGAUGUGGUGAUAACGAGGAUGGCGAGAAUGUGGCACGAAAAUGUAGGUACUCAGAUGAAAUCGACGGGCGAGCUAUGAAAACUGGUGAAAUGGUGUUUAUUGGGGAUUUCAACGUUAGAUGAGAACAUAUUUUUUAUUAGGUACCGAAACACAUAACCAAAAACCCAACGACCCAAGAACUCGAGGAUUCAAGCUCCGCUGGCCACCCCUCGAAGUCCGAACCCUCUGUACAUGCGAACCGAAUGCGAUGACCUCAUCAUGAAUCGCGCGAAACGAGCGGCGAUUUUCGUCACCUUUUUCAUCGCUUGCGCCUCCGUCGCGCUGCUGGUGGCCAGUUUGGGCACCAAGCACUGGGCGCAGGCGAGGGCGAAGCGCAUCAAAAACCCCGCCGAGAGCCAGGGGAAGAUCCACUUCGGCCUGUUCGGCGGAAAGAAGGAGCUCAACGUGGCUUACGGCUGGAGGACUUACGAUAUCGAUGUUAUCGAUCUCCUGAAACACGAACCCGAAUUUCUCUCCUUCGAAUUAUGGCUGGGUACUUUGAUAUUCGUCUGCAUGGGCUUAUUAUUUUCUAGUUUGAGCGGCCUAUUCGCCGUCAUCAACACAGUCACAGCCGCCUCCAGGCGCCUCACCAAAUUCACCGGCUUGUAUUUAUGGAAUUUUCUCUCAGUCCUUUGCGACGUCAUCGCCAUAUGUUUUUGGACGGCGCAGUUUUUCAUGAACAUCCAGUACAGCGUUUUAUCCCGCGAAGAUCGGGAUAACGAAUGGACCUCGGAGAAUAUGGCUGAGUUGGGAUAUUCCUUUUGGUUCGUAGUUGGCGCUGCAGGAACGUCGUUUGUCAAUAUAAUCGUGAUAUUUAUAGUGAAUAUGGACAAGGACGUGGAAACUAUAAUACCGGUGUUAGAGGAAAAGACGAACGGUGUUGUAAUGUUGUAUUAAAAUUUGGAAAUUAAUUUUAUUGUAAUUUAUUAUACAUAUUGUAGUUAGUUAAUGUUUGUAUAUAUUAAGAUUUUUUUAUUCAAUUUAUUUACUUUCUAUCGAAUUUAUUAUCUUUAAUUUUCAUGUUUGAGUAUUAUGUCUUUUUUGUAUAUGCAAAUCACACAGAUCUGCCGGUUAGGUUUGACAGUUGUGAAAUUUGUGAGAUAUCAAUCCCAAGAAAAUUUAAAUAAACAUCAAAUUUUCUAUUAAUUCAUUUUAAUUCAUAAUAAAUUAACACACAAUACUCCCAAUGGGGAGAAAACGGCCCCCACGAUACCUAUAACAGUCUGCAUUAUCAAAUAGGAAUUUUCCUCUGAUUCCGGAGCCAAUCUAAAACAAUAUUAUUAACUAUUAACUAGAAUUAAAUAUGAUUAUGAAUAAAAAGUAUUAAAUAUUAGAAAUGUUAUUAAUAAUAUUCAUAGAACCAUUUUCGUACGAAUAAAUCUUGGAACUUUCACUGGUGCAUGAAUAGAUCGAUUUAAUCGUAAAUAAACUGAUAUAAUUAACUUACUUGAUAACGUUUAGAAAAGCGACGUUAAAAAAGUACCCGCUGGAUAUCAUGAAGCUGCCUAAAAUUAGUAUAUACUGCCAGUCGUGGGGAAACCACACGGCUAAUUGGUGGUUCCUGGGCCACGCGUUGCAAAACAUAAAUAAUGGUAUGAAUACUAUCAUUCUCAGUACUGCUAACAAAGCCAUUAUUGAAUGGUGAGGUCUC
This is a messenger RNA of Phyllotreta striolata, 1849 nucleotides long. The record is from the annotation of a GenBank genome assembly. Lineage: Eukaryota; Metazoa; Arthropoda; Insecta; Coleoptera; Chrysomelidae.